Messenger RNA from Drosophila kikkawai, 5895 nucleotides. It is a transcript of the gene prc, whose product is annotated as pericardin. The record is from RefSeq and is a predicted model, not a curated record. Gene Ontology annotation, cellular component: extracellular matrix. Gene Ontology annotation, biological process: cell adhesion involved in heart morphogenesis; larval heart development. NCBI's taxonomy places the organism in Eukaryota, Metazoa, Arthropoda, Insecta, Diptera, Drosophilidae.
GCAGUUGUCGCGAUCGGAAGCAAAUCGGAAAAUCUCCCUUGGAAUCCUAACACACGCAGGCGAAGAAUUUGCUGGUUGUGUCGAGACAACGUCCGUCGCAUUUCGAUUGGAUUCAGAAUUUGAUUUAUUGAAAUGUUGCCCUUUCGCUGGGGCCUGCUACUUGGCGUUGUGCUCCUCGUGACAUGCGCAAAUGGAGCUGCCAUCGAAAAAUCACUAGCAACCGAAGACGAGGCUGCUAGUGCGAUCGACCUUCAGAGAGAAAAGAGAAGCGGCAGAGGCUAUUCUAGGGGACAGACCCAGUCUCAGUACUUAAACUUCGGCAAGCCCGAGGAGGAUGGCAAGGCGGAGGCAGAGGCCACCGAAAAUGGAUCUCGCUCAACUGUCUCUGGCACCCAUGGCAUGGGCCAGGCCCAGAGUCAGUUCUCAUCAGGAGACUGCAGUGGAUGUGGUGGCUACCAAACAGAAUACCCUUCUUCCGGCAGAAUACUCGACGCCAGUGGAUCCGGUGUUGCCGGUGGAAGGCCCGAUUCCAUUAUCAGCUUGCCAGGCGGAGGUGCGCAGGGCACAGCCGGUGGGCAGCCAGGUGCCAGUGGUCAGCCAGGAUUCGGCGGAGUGCCUGGAUAUGGGGGACAGCCGGGAAUUGGCGGAUCACAGGGAACUGCCGGUGGUCAACCCGGAUAUGGGGCACAAACGGGCUCUGGAGGUCAAUUUGGCGGUCAACCUGGAGAUGGAACAGGAACGCAAACCGGAAUUGGUGGAGGACAAUCAGGACCUCAGUCUGGCGGAACUCCCGGAUAUGGAACUCAACCUGGAGGACAGCCUGGAGGAAGACAAACUGGAGGUGCUGGACAGCCUGGAUCCGGAAGCCAGCCCGGCGGUCGACCCGGCUACGGAACUCCUGGUCAGACAGGAACCACUGCCGGACAACCCGGAUACGGAACUCCCGGCUAUGGAACGCAACCUGGAGUUGGCGGUCAGACAGGAACCACUGGCGGUCAACCAGGAGUUGGUGGUCAAACAGGAACCACUGGCGGACAACCAGGAUACGGAACUCCCGGUUACGGAACGCAAACUGAGUUAGGUGGUCAGACAGGUACCACUGGGGGACAACCAGGAGCUGGUGGUCAGACAGGAAUCACUGGUGGGCAGCCAGGAGUUGGUGGUCAGACAGGAGCCGCUGCCGGUCAACCAGGAUACGGAACUCCCGGCUAUGGCGGUCGGACAGGAGCCACUGGCGGACAGCCAGGAGUUGGUGGUCAAACAGGAACCACUGGCGGACAACCAGGAUACGGAACUCCCGGCUAUGGAGACCAACCAGGAGUUGGUGGCCAGACAGGAAUCGGAGGAGGACAGCCCGGAUACGGAGCACAGCCAGGAGUUGGUGGCCAGACAGGAAUCGGAGGAGGACAGCCCAGGUACGGAGCGCAGCCAGGAGUUGGUGGACAGACUGGAAGCGCUGGCGGACAACCCGGAUACGGAUCUCCCGGCUAUGGAGUCCAACCAGGAGUUGGUGGCCAGACAGGAAUCGGAGGAGGACAGCCAGGAUACGGAUCGCAGCCAGGAGUUGGUGGCCAGACAGGAAUCGGAGGAGGACAGCCCGGAUACGGAUCGCAACCAGGAGUUAGUGGCCAAACAGGAAUCGGAGGAAGACAGCCCGGAUACGGAUCGCAGCCAGGAGUUGGUGGACAGACAGGAACAGCUGGCGGACAACCCGGAUACGGUUCUCCCGGCUAUGGAGUCCAACCAGGAGUUGGUGGCCAGACCGGAAUCGGAGGAGGACAGCCCGGAUACGGAUCGCAGCCAGGAGUUGGUGGACAGACAGGAAUCGGAGGAGGACAACCCGGAUACGGAUCGCAGCCAGGAGUUGGUGGCCAGACAGGAACUCCCGGCUAUGGAGUCCAACCAGGAGUUGGUGGCCAGACAGGAAUCGGAGGAGGACAGCCCGGAUACGGAGCGCAGCCAGGAGUUGGUGGCCAGACAGGAAUCGGAGGAGGACAGCCCGGAUACGGAGCGCAGCCAGGAGUUGGUGGCCAGACAGGAAUCGGAGGAGGACAGCUCGGAUACGGAUCGCAGCCAGGAGUUGGUGGCCAGACAGGAACUCCCGGCUAUGGAGUCCAACCAGGAGUUGGUGGCCAGACAGGAAUCGGAGGAGGACAGCCAGGAUACGGAUCGCAGCCAGGAGUUGGUGGCCAGACAGGAAUCGGAGGAGGACAGCCCGGAUACGGAUCGCAGCCAGGAGUUGGUGGCCAGACAGGAAUCGGAGGAGGACAGCUCGGAUACGGAUCGCAGCCAGGAGUUGGUGGCCAGACAGGAACUCCCGGCUAUGGAGUCCAACCAGGAGUUGGUGGCCAGACAGGAAUCGGAGGAGGACAGCCAGGAUACGGAUCGCAGCCAGGAGUUGGUGGACAGACUGGAAUCGGAGGAGGACAGCUCGGAUACGGAUCGCAGCCAGGAGUUGGUGGCCAGACAGGAACUCCCGGCUAUGGAGUCCAACCAGGAGUUGGGGGCCAGACAGGAAUCGGAGGAGGACAGCCCGGAUACGGAGCACAGCCAGGAGUUGGUGGCCAGACAGGAAUCGGAGGAGGACAGCUCGGAUACGGAUCGCAGCCAGGAGUUGGUGACCAGACAGGAAUCGGAGGAGGACAGCCCGGAUACGGAUCGCAACCAGGAGUUCGUGGACACACAGGAAUCGGAGGAGGACAGCCCGGAUACGGAGCGCAGCCAGGAGUUGGUGGCCAGACAGGAAUCGGAGGAGGACAGCCCGGAUACGGAUCGCAGCCAGGAGUUGGUGGCCAGACAGGAAUCGGAGGAGGACAGCCCGGAUACGGAGCGCAGCCAGGAGUUGGUGGACAGACAGGAAUCGGUGGCGGACAGCCCGGAUACGGAGCGCAGCCAGGAGUUGGUGGCCAGACAGGAAUCGGAGGAGGACAGCCCGGAUACGGAUCGCAGCCAGGAGUUGGUGGCCAGACAGGAACUCCCGGCUAUGGAGUCCAACCAGGAGUUGGUGGCCAGACAGGAAUCGGAGGAGGACAGCCCGGAUACGGAGCGCAGCCAGGAGUUGGUGGCCAGACAGGAAUCGGAGGAGGACAGCCCGGAUACGGAGCGCAGCCAGGAGUUGGUGGCCAGACAGGAAUCGGAGGAGGACAGCCCGGAUACGGAUCGCAGCCAGGAGUUGGUGGCCAGACAGGAACUCCCGGGUAUGGAGUCCAACCAGGAGUUGGUGGCCAGACAGGAAUCGGAGGAGGACAGCCCGGAUACGGAGCGCAACCAGGAGUUGGUGGACAGACAGGAAUCGGAGGAGGACAGCCCGGAUACGGAGCGCAGCCAGGAGUUGGUGGACAGACAGGAAUCGGUGGCGGACAGCCCGGAUACGGAGCGCAGCCAGGAGUUGGUGGCCAGACAGGAAUCGGAGGAGGACAGCCCGGAUACGGAUCGCAGCCAGGAGUUGGUGGCCAGACAGGAACUCCCGGCUAUGGAGUCCAACCAGGAGUUGGUGGCCAGACAGGAAUCGGAGGAGGACAGCCCGGAUACGGAGUCCAACCAGGAGUUGGUGGCCAGACAGGAAUCGGAGGAGGACAGCCCGGAUACGGAGCGCAGCCAGGAGUUGGUGGCCAGACAGGAAUCGGAGGAGGACAGCCCGGAUACGGAUCGCAGCCAGGAGUUGGUGGCCAGACAGGAACUCCCGGCUAUGGAGUCCAACCAGGAGUUGGUGGCCAGACAGGAAUCGGAGGAGGACAGCCCGGAUACGGAGCGCAGCCAGGAGUUGGUGGCCAGACAAGAAUCGGAGGAGGACAGCCCGGAUACGGAGCGCAGCCAGGAGUUGGUGGCCAGACAGGAAUCGGAGGAGGACAGCCCGGAUACGGAGCGCAGCCAGGAGUUGGUGGCCAGACAGGAAUCGGAGGAGGACAGCCCGGAUACGGAGCGCAACCAGGAGUUGGUGGACAGACAGGAAUCGGUGGCGGACAGCCUGGUUACGGAUCCCAAACAGGAGCGGAUGGUCAGAGAGGAGGCGCUGGCGGACAACCUGGAGCUUACGGCAGUCAGCCGGGUGCGCCAGGUACGGGAGACUUCGGUUCAGGUCAACCUGGUUACGGACCGCAGACAGGAGGACAAGCGGUACUGCCUGGUGGCGGCAGUCAAAUUGGAGCACCGGGACGUUAUACAGCUGGAACAGGUGGAGCUCCUGGCACCGGCGGAGCUGGUGGCGUUGGAGGUGGCGUUGGUGUUCCUGGUGCUUCUGGUGUCGUGGGAGUUGACGACGCCUUCUCCCAAGCAGAAUCGACCAUUGGAGAUGGACAGGCCUCCGCCAGUGCUCAAGGCAAGAAGAACGGCGGAACAGCCAAGACCCAGGUGUCUGGCACCUACAGCUCGGGCGGCACCUUCAGCGCCAGUGCUAUGACAUCGGAUGCGGAUCGAGCGGCCAGUGCUCAGGUGACAGGAAACGCGGAUGGAGCGGUAAGCCAGUCGCAGGGCUCAGGCGGUCCCGCCCAAUCGCAGGCGCAGGUGCAGGUAGGCAAGGAUGGCGGCACCAAGGCCUCCUCGCAGAGCGGAGGUAUUAUCCAACAGAGCCAGAGCGAAGUGCAUGCUAACGACAAGGGUGGUCUGGCCGAUGCUCAGUCAAGCGGACCUGGUCAAACGUCCUCGCAAGCUCAGAUUGGGUUCCGUCCCGGUCAAGAAGCUAAUCCGCCGGCUGCUAACGGUGGCGGCCAGGCUUCAUCCUCGUCCGGUGCCCACUCUAGUCAGAGUAGCUCACAAAUUCAUGGAACAUCCAGUUUUGGAGUUUCCUACCAUGGAGCCGCACAGUCCGCAUCGGGAACCAAGGAGCAAGUGGCUUCUUACAGAGAACAAAACCGAGAACUGUUUAACACCAUAAGUCAGUUUGGCAACAAUGGCAAUGCUGUUACUGAUCGUGCUGAUGCCGUCUAUAGCGGACCAGCCCUCACUGACGAAUCCGAACGACUCCCCGAGCUGCAACUCAAGUCCACAAAACCCAAGGAAGAAACCGUCAAGGAUGAUAAGCAGGAACCGGCAGAGCCUUCUCAGUACGAAGACGAGGACGAAAACGAGGCGGAUGAGUAUGAUGAAGAUGAGUACUACAACGAAAAGCCGGUCAAGUUGGAGGAAAGUCCCAAGCCGGCGAACAUAGUCAAGCCAGAGGCCACACCAGAGCCACAGGCCUACACACAGUCCUCACCCACGCAGACACAAAAGGCUGUGGUGGCACCAACGGCAGGGGAUAAGUACCAAGUCGUCCAGAAGCAGAACGGCAAGGUCAAUACCUACACCGUACCCUCCACAACCGAGGCCAUUCCUCCAGGAUUCCGAGGCACUGUCAAUGUGCAAAAGAAGUUCCACACCAAGGCCUUGGAGCUGCACCCCACCAACAAGGUUGAAAUCACUGCUGACACUGAUGGCGAGGGCCCUAUUCGGGGCGACAAGCCAACACAACGUGCUCCAGACAGCUAUGUCACUGUAACCAAGUCGGUGACUGGCAGCAUGGACAAUAGCAAGAACCCGCCGCAGGAGAAUAAGAACUUCCAGUCGACGUACUACACCAAGUCAUCGACGUGCGGGUACUUUACCUUCUCGUGCAACAUUGUUUAUGGUGCGAACGGAAGGAGCAAAAUCUGCCGCCCAAAGGCACCGGCCAAUGGCAAGUGCUAAAGGAGCAGAUGAUGCCACAGACCUUGAACACGCCAACCCACCCAUAUUAUAGUAGAUCAGUUCCAAAGGGGCUCAAUUUGUAGAACAGCUUAACCAUCUACAAACAAACACCUAUUUGUAUUUUGAUGCAGCGUGUUUAUAAGCAUUUAAGUGUUUUUCGCAAAUAAUUUUAGAUUUUCACUGCCAUUCUUUGAAUAAUUUGUACGUUUUGCAAACUGUAAUUAAUAUUUA